Molecule: messenger RNA, 341 nt
Organism: Phalaenopsis equestris
Lineage: Eukaryota; Viridiplantae; Streptophyta; Magnoliopsida; Asparagales; Orchidaceae
Product: 1-aminocyclopropane-1-carboxylate oxidase 1-like
Exons: 2
Source: RefSeq, a predicted model, not a curated record
UCCGUUAAAGACAAAAUGGCAAUUCCAGUAAUCAACUUAGAAGAGCUGAAUGGAGAGAAGAGGAGCCAAACAAUGUCAUUAUUACAUGAGGCGUGUGCAAAGUGGGGCUUCUUUUGGGUUGAAAAUCAUGGAAUUAGUGAAGAAUUGAUGGAAAAGAUCAAAACUUUAGUGAAAUUGCACUAUGAGGUGAACAUGAAAGAUAGUUUCUAUGAGUCAGACUUGGCAAAAGGAUUAGAAACUCCGAAUAAAGUUAUGGAUUUUGACUGGGAAAGCAGCAUUUUCAUUCGCCAUAAGCCUGAUACAAACACAGAAGCCAUUGUAAACCUGAAACCUGAGCUCUA